GUCGGCGGUGAUGAUAACGCGGAAGAUCACUCGAAAAUGGGAGAAAUUACCUGGGAAAAACACCUUCUGCUGCGAUGGACGGGUAAUGAUGGCUCGGCAAAAAGGAGUAUUUUACCUGACCCUGUUUCUCAUCGUCGGAACCUGCUCUCUGUUCUUCGCCUUUGAGUGUCCGUAUCUGGCAGUCCACCUGUCUCCUGCCAUCCCUGUGUUUGCAGUGUUGCUGUUCGUCUUCGUGAUGGCCAUGCUACUCAGAACCAGCUUCAGUGACCCAGGGGUGCUGCCGCGAGCCCUGCCCGAGGAGGCCAACUUUAUUGAGAUGGAGAUCGAAGCGGCCAAUGGGAAUGUCUUGGCUGGACAGCGGCCUCCCCCCCGCAUUAAGAAUGUGCAAAUUAACAAUCAGAUCGUCAAGCUGAAGUACUGCUACACCUGCAAGAUCUUCAGACCCCCUCGUGCUUCACACUGCAGCAUCUGUGACAACUGUGUGGACCGGUUUGACCAUCAUUGCCCCUGGGUUGGAAACUGCGUAGGAAAGAGGAAUUACCGAUAUUUCUACUUGUUUACACUCUCGCUGUCUCUACUCACCAUCUACAUCUUCGCCUUCGACAUUGUCCAUGUGGUUUUACGUUCUGUGGACUCGGGAUUUGUGAAUACCCUUAAAGAAACUCCAGGAACUGUGUUGGAGGUUUUGGUUUGCUUCUUCACCCUCUGGUCUGUGGUGGGCUUGACUGGCUUUCACACCUAUUUGAUCUCCCUCAAUCAGACCACCAAUGAGGACAUCAAAGGCUCAUGGUCAGGGAAGAACCGCGUGCAGAACCCAUACAGUCACAAGAACAUCAUUAAGAACUGCUGUGAGGUUCUGUGUGGCCCGACUUACCCCAGUGUGCUGGACAGAAGAGGGCUGAUGCUGGAGGACUCGUGUAGCUCCGCCCCCUCCAAUGGUGCGACUACUGUUCCUGUCAAUAAGAGCAGCAAUCCUGCUACACAAACCACAAAAUCCUCGGCUCCCCUGAUCCCCAAUGAACACACUCCUGAUGAAGCCAAGCCCAGCAUCUGUUCAGGCACCCAGAAGAGCUCCAGCUCCCCAAAAGAAGAGAAACCCUCCUCGCCAAUAUCUCCCAACGCCGUCGCCCCUGCGGUCAUUAAAGAGUCCACCCACUAGCUUUAACAGCGUUUUCACAGACCUCUAAAUCUGAAGGACCACACAGAACAGCUGAUUAACUCUGACGCUCAGAGCCGUCCGAACACUCUUACAGAACGGGACGCUUCAUUUGCCUGAAUCCUCCACUUGAACUCAAGAUGAGAAACGGAGGUUAUGUGACUCUACUCUCUGAAUCACAGCAUGAUGAAACUCACGGUGAGGGAAAUAGGGGCACCACAGACUGAAUCGGAUGCGAAUGGGCCGCCCUGAAGCGUAAUGUAGACAUUAUUUCCCUCAGAAGAGCUCAUGAAAUGUUGUUGUUUUUUCUGUAUAGCCUGCCUCCAUUAUUCCUAAGCAUUUGUGUGCCCGGUAAAACCCAUUAUUAGCUUCUGUAGUCAUUUGUGCUGAAUGCCCUUUGGAUUAGACUUUUUUUUGUAUUUUGGACAAAGUGUGAUAGGGAAAAGUGCUUUAGCCAUAAACCGAGGCCUAAAGAAUCUGCUUCAUGAUGAUGGGGCCGUUUGGAUCAGCUUAGUAAAUCAGUCAUAAAUGUGAUUCAAUUCCAUGACAACAGGACGUUAAAACUCCAAACUUGAUUUUUACAAUCAGCAUGGAUGGUGGAAAGUGCGAUGCUUUUCAGUAAGUACAGGUCGAUCUGCAUCAGUAAGAGUGCCUUAUCUAUGCUCUACCAUCAAACUCAAGUCUCCAUAAUGCCCUAAUAAUACUCAUGCAAGUAACACCAUCAUUUUUAUACAGCUCUUAAUGAUCUGCAAAAAAAGCCAUGGAGUUAAUGUACAUAAUGUAAAAUUGAUCGAAAAGCUGUAAAUUCCCUUAAGGAAGUGGAAAACAUGCCUGAUUUGUUGUUAUAGCUAUUAUUUUGAUCUUGAAGUUAGGUUCUUCCUUCAUAGCAAGGUCUUUCCUUUACUGUCUGCCAUCAUUUAGCAUCAUCUGUAUGAAUUUCUAGCCCUACUCAAGGCUAAAUUGUGUGUUUGUGCACCAAUUUAAAGGGAUAGUUCACACAAAAAUGGUGGAACUCUUCCUCCACUUGUUCCAAAACUGUUUCUUUCUUCUGUUGAACACAAAGGAGAAAUACUGGAGAAAGCUUAAAAAAAAAAAAAGCCAUUGCCUGCCAUAGUAAGAACUAAAAAUACUAUGGAGGUCAAUGGCUAUUUUUUUCAACUGUUGUUUGUGUUUCAAUGCUUGGUUUUUUCCAACGUUCAACAAAGUUUAGAAGCAUUUGAGUGUGAGUAAAUGGUGGUGAAAUAUUUGUGUGAACUAUCCCUUUGAGGAAAUUGGUGUUUGUGCACUUAAUCAGAGAAAAACGCUUUGGUUUCCAUCUGAAAAUGAUUGGUCCAGGCAUGGGAAAACCUUUAUUUAAGCAUGCUUCUGCAUUCAAUUGAGAACUCUUUAAAUUGUGCUCCACACCUUAUUUUCACCAUGUUUACUGUAGCAGAACGUGCCCCCAGUGUAUAAGCGAAUGCGUAUUUGUAGUCACAUUUACUAAUUUCACCAUAAUAUGUUGAUGGCCACUUAUAAGGGACUGCACAUCAGGGACUCUUCCAUUUUUACAUGGGUUUCUAAUAACCAGCUAUAUUUGUUUCAGAGACGCAAACACAGGCAGUAUUGUUGUGUGGUUGAUUCAUUCAGAACGGCCAGCUCUUAAACCAGUGCCAUCAUACAGAAGUGUAUAAGCUGGAAUGGUAAGUGACAUUCAUUUAGUUUGAUUGAUUGCUAGUGGCUCCACUGAUGAAGAAUGUGUUAGGAUAAAACUCCAUUAUUGCAGGAAAUGUAGUCCGAAUGCUUCUAUCAGAUCAUGGUUAAUUUCUUGCAAAUGGGAUUUUUUUUUUUUAUUGGGCGAGUACUGUAUGCGGUGAAGUUGAGGUGAUUGAUUGCACUGCGAAUGGACGAUGUUAAUAUUCAUUUGUAGGUUGAAGGUAUUACUGAGUAUAUGGAAAUGUGCUUUAAAUUAGUCAAUGAAUCCCCUUUUUCCAUCAAGAAAUUUGUGUCAUUAUGCAAAUUCCUAAAUGAGGCGCAAGAAAAUUUAAAUCUGUAAUGCCAAGUCAGUGUAAAGUGUAAAUCAGAAUAUUAGCAAGCGAUGGUCUGCUCUAGAUGUUUGGAAACGAUGCACCAUUACGAGUUAUGUUCACUUUGCUUGGUAAUAACACUGUGAUCAUGUAUAUCCUCAUACUCCUCACUUUCUACUUCAUAAAUUUGUGUGUAUAUGUAUGUUCAUUAAAUUAUAAGGUAUUAUUACUAUUGUUUUGUGGUGUAAUGUAUAAAGAAGAGACUACAUUG
Molecule: messenger RNA, 3430 nt
Organism: Danio rerio (zebrafish)
Lineage: Eukaryota; Metazoa; Chordata; Actinopteri; Cypriniformes; Danionidae
Gene: zdhhc9
Product: zDHHC palmitoyltransferase 9
Cellular component (GO): Golgi membrane; endoplasmic reticulum membrane
Molecular function (GO): protein-cysteine S-palmitoyltransferase activity; palmitoyltransferase activity
Source: RefSeq, marked provisional